This is a messenger RNA of Apus apus (common swift), 6280 nucleotides long. RefSeq names its product zinc finger and BTB domain containing 11 (gene ZBTB11). NCBI's taxonomy places the organism in Eukaryota, Metazoa, Chordata, Aves, Apodiformes, Apodidae. Gene Ontology annotation, molecular function: protein binding. The record is from RefSeq and is a predicted model, not a curated record. Gene Ontology annotation, cellular component: nucleus. Bases 437 to 3568 code for a protein of 1043 amino acids. The transcript has 11 exons.
CCGCGCUUCUCCCUCCCACCCGCCGCCGCUGGCCGCGAAACUCCAGUUCCCCCCGGGCCCGGCUCCCGCCGCCCGCGGGCCGCGCUCUCCGGCCUCCCCGCGCCCGGGCGAGGGGCCGGCGGCGGCGCGGGGGGCCCCUCCUCGGCAGCGCGUUCUCCCCCCACCCCCCCCCCCCCCCCGGGAGGCGCCUCCGCAGCCCCACGCACCCCCCGGCGAGGGCCGGGGCGCCGCUGCCCCCAGAGGGGCUCGCCGCGUGUGACCGGCCCGGGCGGGCCCCGUCCCGCACCGAGGGGCUGCCCCGCAGCCGCCUCUGUCCUGGCGCCGACAGCCUGACCCUCCGGGAGCGGCGUGCCCUUGCCCGGCGGCGAGGGGAGAGCCAGCCCGGCGCGGCUCUGCGGGCGCGGGAGAGCCGCCCGCUCCUCCCCCGCGCCCCGCCAUGUCCAGCGAGGAGAGCUACCUGGCCAUCCUGCGCUACCUGACCAACGAGCGGGAGCCCUACGCGCCCGGGACGGAGGGCAACGCCAAGCGGAAGAUCCGCAAGGCGGCCGCCUGCUACGUGGUGCGCGGCGGGACCCUCUACUACCAGCGGCGGCAGCGGGACCAGGAGCGCUUCGCCGAGCUCGAGGUGGUGCUGCAGGCCGAGCGCCGCGCCCGCCUCAUCCGCGCCGCCCACCUGGCGCCCGACGGCGCCCACCGCACCCGCCUGCAGACCUGGCAGGGGCUCUCGCAGAAGUACUGGUGGCGAGGUAUACUUAAGCAGGUUAAAGAUUACAUUAAAGAAUGCAGCAAGUGCCAGGAAAAGCUAGAUCGCUCUAGAGCUCUGUCAGAUCCAUCUGAAAUGCUUGAGGAACUAGGACUGGAUGCAAAAUCUCAUGAAGACAGUAAUGAAACAGAUGAUGAAUUGAGUAAUACGGCAUCAAUCCCAGCUGCAUCUCCAAAGCCUGUGAAGAAAAAGCCAAUAGCAAAGCACGAGCUUGUGUUUGUUGACAGUAAGGGCCUUGUGAAGCAGUCAUCUUCCAAACAUUGUCUGUCAGUCUUAAACCAACUGAAUCAGCAGAGGCUUUCCAAUCAAUUCUGUGAUGUGACUCUGCUGAUUGAAGGAGAGGAGUACAAAGCUCACAAAUCUGUCUUGGCAGCCAACAGCGAGUACUUCCGAGAGCUCUUCAUUGAAAAAGGAGCUGUCACUAGUCAUGAAGCUGUAGUGGAUCUGUCAGGGUUCUGCAAGUCCAGUUUCCUGCCUCUGUUGGAAUUUGCUUAUACUUCAGAAUUAACUUUUGACUUCUGCAGUAUGGCAGAAGUGGCCAUGCUUGCCCGACAUCUCUUCAUGUCAGAGGUCCUCGAAAUCUGUGAAAAUGUGCACAAACAGAUGGAAGAGAAGCAAAUUACAGUGUACCAAAAGGGAGAUAUUCAAACAGUAGAGUCAACACAAAAUUUAGCAGAGCAGACUGAAGUUGAGAUGCAGCCUGUGGAAGGUGCUGAGCAACCUGAGCUCACAGCCAGCAAAGUGCCAGUAGCUGUAAAUGGAGCUCCUUCCUCUGCUGGGCCAGAGGAGGCAGUGGCAUCCCAGCCUGACCUUCCCCCAGAGCCUGCAGAGGCCACUCCGGGUGAUGUUUCAGAGCCUGUGGAGCAGUGUGAAACAACUGAAAAUUGUGUCAACAUGGAGCUGGUGGAGAGCAUUUCAAAUAGCACUGUGUCUGUUGUGGAGGCUGAGCCAUUGGCUGUGGAAGCCAUGGACAUGCAAAAUACAACAGAAACUGAGACAGAUCAAAAUGAAAGCAGUAAAGCAAAUACGGACACGGGUUCUGAAGACUCCUCAGAAGCACUCAAGCAAAAACAUAGCAAGCAAAGUAAAGAACAGAGUCUUUCAGUUUCACAAGUGGAAAGCCUAGCUUCCAGCCAAGAUGAUACUUACAAAAGCAAGCUUCGCCAGCGUUCUGUUAGUGAAGGUGGAUAUAUCAGAUUGCAUAAAGGAAUUGAAAGAAAAUUGCAAAACAGAAAGACAAAUCCUAAAUCUGCAAUACAACAGGUUGCCAUGAAGCUGGUACAAAGAGGGAAAAAAAUGAAACAGCCCAAAAGAGAAACUACAGAAAAUAAUGAAGCAGAAGCUCAGCACAAAUGCACGGAGUGUGGAAUGGUGUUCCAGCGGCGCUAUGCACUUAUAAUGCACACACUGAAACACGAAAGAUCUAAAGAUUAUAAAUGCCCACUGUGUAAAAAAGAAUUCCAGUACGGUGCUUCCCUGCGAGCCCAUCUUGUCCGGCACACUCGGAAGACAGAAGUGAGCCCUGCAGCUGCUAGUGUAGAAGCAACAGGCGUGUCUUCGGUGAAAGGGAGAACUAAACGGGAAUUCAUAUGUGAUAUUUGUGGGAGAACUCUACCUAAGCUCUAUUCUCUCAGGAUACAUAUGCUCAAACAUACAGGUGUAAAACCACAUGCAUGCAAGGUUUGUGGAAAGACCUUUACAUAUAAGCAUGGAUUAAAAAUGCACUUAGCUCUCCAUGAAGUACAGAAACAGUUCAAAUGUGACUUGUGUGAAAAGUCUUUUGUCACAAAAAGAAGUCUUCAGGAACACAUGAGCAUUCAUACAGGAGAAUCCAAGUAUCUUUGCUCCAUCUGUGGAAGGUCUUUCCACAGGGCAUCGGGACUCAGUAAACACAUAAAGAAACACCAACCAAAGCCUGAAGUUCGUGGAUACCAGUGUACUCAGUGUGAAAAGAGUUUCUAUGAAGCUCGGGAUCUUCGUCAGCAUAUGAAUAAACAUUUAGGUGUGAAGCCAUUUCAGUGCCAGUUCUGUGGAAAAUGUUAUAGUUGGAAGAAAGACUGGUAUUCUCAUGUAAAGUCUCAUUCUGUCACGGACCCUUAUAGGUGUAAUAUAUGUGGUAAAGAAUUUUAUGAGAAAGCUUUGUACAGAAGACAUGUAAAGAAAGCCACACAUGGUAAAAAAGGAAGAGCAAAACAAAAUCUGGAACGAGUUUGUGAGCACUGUGGAAGAAAAUUCACCCAACUCCGAGAAUAUAGGAGACACAUGAACAAUCAUGAAGGUGUGAAGCCAUUUGAAUGUCUAACUUGUGGAGUAGCCUGGGCUGAUGCACGUUCCUUGAAGCGUCAUGUGAGGACACAUACUGGAGAGCGACCAUACGUCUGCCCAGUGUGCAAUGAAGCUUACAUAGAUGCCCGGACGCUACGGAAGCACAUGACCAAGUUCCACAGGGACUAUGUACCCUGCAAAAUUAUGCUGGAAAAAGAUACCCUGCAGUUUCAUAACCAGGGGACACAGGUGGAGCACGCCAUCAGCAUCUUAGCAGCAGACGUGCAGGAACAAGAAACGGAGAUUAGUGUUGGUGGCGGUGAAAUUGAGACUGUGGUAGUGACAGGAGAGACACUUGAAGCCAUUGAAGCAGUGGCAGCUACUGAGGAAUGCACAUCAGUCUCUACUCUUUCUGACCAAAGCAUCAUGCAGGUGGUAAAUUAUGUAUUGGCUCAACAGCAAGGACAGAAAAUGGCAGAAGUGACACAGGCCAUUGAAACUGUAGAAGUAGAAGUGGCCCAUGUUGCAAAGGCAGACUGAAUAUAGUAUAUGAGAGAGCAAGAAGGGUGAGGUCUUGUGAUCUGUGAGGGCUAUAUAUUUAAACUGUGUGUCUGAGGCUUACAAUGAUGCCUGUUUUCAAACAGUUAAUCACCAGGACCGAAUGUCUUGCUGACUAAAUAUUGCACCAUGCAUUAUGGGGGAAAAGGUGGGAUGCAUCAAUGUAGGUCAAAGCUUUGAAGGCAAAGAUUUCUGCACUGGCCAUAACUGGGGGAAAAAAAAAAAAAAAAAAAAAAAAAAGUUGUAAGAAUGUUUUCUGUGUCAUAGAGUAAGUAUCAUGCUGUAACUUAAGAAACAAAAAAUGAAAAUAUGUCAAGAGGCUGCACUAAAAACAUGAAAUGCACAGCAGUUGAUAGCGUUUUUUUUACUUUUGGUUUUAUGUGCAUUUCAUCAGGUUUGUGAGCCAAUUAUCUAUAUUGGAUUCAGUCUGUUUGGGCCCGAAGACAAGGGUAUGGUAGAGUGCUUUGUGCAGUGUGUGCUUCAUGCCACAUCCAGAAAACAUGAGGCUUUUUUCUUUGGGUAGAGGCAGUUAGUGAAUCCCAGCUUUGAAGAACUUAUUUCAGAUCCAGGUUGGUAGGUGGCAGGUCCAGGGUGCAGCAGAAAGUGUUUUACAGAUGAUGGGCAGGAGUCCACUGAAGUCUGAGAAAGUGGCUCUCUAAGAGAGAUUGUGAAUUUAGGUUGACCAGAGAACAGCCCACUGCAGAGAGACUUGAUUAGAGAAGGAAACUGCUAUUUAUUUGUAGGAGAGGAGCUUAACUUCAGCCAGUGCGCACAAAGGACGCUGUCACCUGCAUUGUACAUGUCCAAAGCAGGCAACCUAGUGAUGGAUGCUUCUAAUUUUGCAUUGUGUUUGAUGUAGAAGCUCUCAAAUGAAAGAUGUCUAGUGGCAACUUUCUCUGGUAAUAUAAAUGUACUGAAGAAGUUGAGCUAGUUGCAAUCUCGUCUUGUGUUGAAAGGAGGGGCCCUGGUAAUUCCAAAAUGAAGCACAUAACAGUAUCAGGUUACAGAACUAUGAAAAUCUUAGUAUGGGAUAAAAAUUAAACAUCUCAAAAAUUACCAGACUCUCCAGAAGAAAUUAUUACUGCUGCGGUAAGCAAAUACUUCUGGAGUAAGCUAAUUACCUGGUAUUAUGCUACACAAAUGGAAGAAUUCUUCCUAGGUGUUGCUGCAAGUAAGCAUGAAUCAUAGCCAUGCUUAGCUGAAGUUUAAAUGUCUCUCUGAAUAUCACAAACAGUGCACACCUUAACCUGUACAAGGUGUUGGUUCUUUCAUUGUUGAUUUGGGUUUUUUAAAGCAAGAAACAUGCCUACCAAGAGGUAACUGAAUGUGUUGUGCGCAUGAACAAUCAGAACUGUAUUCUUUACAUUGUUUUCAGUCUCUAAUGCUAUCAGAUGUUUCCCAGCUUUGACAGCAGCAAGAUAGCCAAGGAGCCCAAAGCCUGUAUGUAAUACAGUAAGGUAAACCUUGUAAAUAAAGUUCUAUGCAUAUAACUCUGUGCUAUCUGUGAAACAGAUCCACUGAACAAAAUUCCAGCAAAAUCUGUGACAAAGUAACCACCUCAUUUGAAUUAGUAUUUCUACCUUUCAUUUUGCUUAACUGUUUGAGUACCUGUCUACCAAGCUGCAGAACAGACUGUUCCUUUUAUACUUUGCAAGCAUGUAGAUAAGCAGUCGCUGAAAAUUUUUUAAGCAAUAUGUCAUUUGAGUUCCUUCCUUGGAUCCAAAUUAAUCUGUGGAUGACUAUUUCAAAUGUCAAAGCCUUCCUGCAGAGGAGUAAUGUACUUAUUUGUACAUCCUGAAGUCCUUUGCCAUUAUAUUUUCUAAUUACCAAAUGGAGUAAAACUAAAAUGAAUGCUUUACAAAAAAAUACUGGUAGCUGUAACUCUUGAAUUUCUGUAUGGUCAAGAAUCUGGAGAUAGCCAUCCUGCCUAAAAUUAAUAUACUGCCAUUAUGAUGGAAAAAGAUUCAGAAGAGCACUAGGUAAAGUUUAAAAUUUACUUAAGUGUUUGUAUCUUACAAAUAAUUAUGUAUUGCUAAAGUGAGGAAAUGUUCAAGGAAAAAUAGCUGUAAAUAGUGCUAGAACAUUAUUUGUAUAUUUAGUGUGUGACCUUACAAAAAAAAUAUUACCAGCACCAUAGUUUAAUCUUUGGUGCAUUUAUUUAUUUGCCCAACCUAUUGAAGAGAGAGAAGUGAAUCUGAAUUUAGGAGCUUUUUACCCACUGUAAAAAUGCUUUAACUGACUUGAUGGCCUGCCAUGUAAACCCACAAAGCUGUUUCCUAAACAAGACUCAGCCAGGAACCCCAAAGCUGAAUGUUGCAGCACCCAUUUCCUGACAUCUGGUGCCUUACCUUGUCAGAACAGCAUGAGGUAAGUAGGGAGGGUUGCUCAGAGCUUUGCUGUUCCUGGAGGUGUAAAGUUGCCUUAUGUUUUCCUUUAGAUUUCCAAUCUUUAAAUUAAGAUGUACACUACCUUUCUGCCAUCUAUUUGAAGUCAAGCUGCAAAUGUGCAGUUGAUAUUAUUUAAUUUGAGAUUUUUAAAAAAUAAAGUUCAUGGGCAGUGACCAUUUAUAAAGUAUUUGUAGUGAAUUCCUGUACAUAAUUAAUUUGAUCUGUACAUUCUGCUGUUUUUAUUUAGUGUUAGAUGUAUAAAGUGACGGUUACUUCUGUCAUUAAAUAAACUGAGCUUUGCCAUGAA